This is a messenger RNA of Odobenus rosmarus divergens (Pacific walrus), 1727 nucleotides long. It is a transcript of the gene DHODH, whose product is annotated as dihydroorotate dehydrogenase (quinone). The record is from RefSeq and is a predicted model, not a curated record. Gene Ontology annotation, molecular function: dihydroorotate dehydrogenase activity. The transcript is spliced from 9 exons. Gene Ontology annotation, biological process: pyrimidine ribonucleotide biosynthetic process; 'de novo' pyrimidine nucleobase biosynthetic process. Bases 22 to 1209 code for a protein of 395 amino acids. Gene Ontology annotation, cellular component: mitochondrial inner membrane; cytoplasm. NCBI's taxonomy places the organism in Eukaryota, Metazoa, Chordata, Mammalia, Carnivora, Odobenidae.
GGGUCUAGCGGCGGAAGGAGCAUGGCGUGGAGACAGCUCAAAAAGCGGGCCCAGGAUGCUGUGGUCAUCCUGGGGGGUGGAGGACUUCUCUUCACUUCCUACCUCACAGCUAUGGGGGAUGAACAUUUCUACGCUGAACACUUGAUGCCGGCUAUGCAGAGGCUUCUGGACCCUGAGUCAGCCCACAGGCUGGCCGUUCGCAUCACCUCCCUGGGGCUCCUUCCUCAGGCCACGUUUCAAGACUCUGACAUGCUGGAAGUGAGAGUCCUGGGCCAUAAAUUCCGAAAUCCAGUUGGAAUUGCUGCAGGAUUUGAUAAGCAUGGGGAAGCUGUGGACGGACUUUACAAGAUGGGCUUCGGUUUUGUUGAGAUCGGCAGUGUGACUCCGAAACCUCAGGAAGGAAACCCCAGACCCAGAGUCUUCCGCCUCCCUGAGGACCAAGCUGUCAUUAACAGAUAUGGAUUUAACAGUCACGGACUCUCGGUGGUGGAACACAGGUUGCGGGCCAGACAGGAGAAACAGGCCAGGCUCACAGAAGAGGGGCUGCCACUGGGAAUAAAUCUGGGGAAGAAUAAGACCUCGGUGGACGCUGCUGCGGACUACGCGGAGGGGGUUCGCGUCCUGGGCCCCUUGGCUGACUACCUGGUAGUGAACGUGUCCAGUCCCAACACCGCUGGGCUGCGGAGCCUUCAGGGAAAGGCGGAGCUGCGCCACCUGCUGACCAAGGUGCUGCAGGAGAGGGACGCCCUGCAGGGAGCACGCAAGCCAGCCGUGCUGGUGAAGAUUGCACCCGACCUCACAGCCCAGGACAAGGAGGAUAUCGCCAAUGUGGUGAGAGAGUUGGGCAUCGAUGGAUUGAUUAUCACCAACACCACAGUGAGCCGCCCUGCCAGCCUCCAGGGUGCCCUGCGCUCUGAAAUAGGAGGGCUGAGUGGGAAGCCCCUCCGGGACUUAUCAACCCAAACCAUCCAGGAGAUGUAUGCACUCACCAAAGGCGGAGUCCCCAUCAUUGGGGUCGGCGGGGUCAGCAGUGGGCAGGACGCGCUGGAGAAGAUCCGGGCGGGGGCCUCCCUGGUGCAGCUGUACACGGCCCUCACCUACCACGGGCCGCCCGUGGUGGGCAGGGUCAAGCGGGAGCUGGAGGCCCUUUUGAAGGAGCAGGGUUUUACCAGAAUCACAGAUGCCAUUGGAGCAGAUCAUCGGAGGUGAGGACGUUGUUGGUGGCAAGCCUGAUCUGGAAUCUUCUAAAGCAGGCGGGCCUUUGUGGCUGAAUUGAGAGAGGAGAGCAACAUCCCCCAACCCACAAGAGCCCUUCCUCCAGCCCAGCUUUUGUCAAAGCCAAUCAUGAGUGUCACCGGAAUCAAUACAUGGCUUUCUUUAAUCGCUUGUCGGACCAUGAACCAUUCAUGAUUCUUUCUAGACUCAAAUCCCUUUAAUAGUGCAAGGACAUUAAAAUACUUGAGGGAAAAAUAAAGCCAUUUAAAACCUGGAUUUAAAUGCCAGCCCUUUCUGGAAGGCCCCCGGGCUUUGCCCCGAUGCUGCAGGUCCUCGCAGGCCUCUGCUGCCUGGGAUCUGCACCGGGCUCCCGACGAGCUUGACUCUCUUUCAUUCUGUCUUCACUUUUAUUUAUUUAAAGUUUUCACUUUAUUUUGAAAAUACUUCAAACAUAGACAAAGUCGCAAGAAUCGGGCUCGUGGGUGGCCAUCCUCUGUCUUCACAUCGUCUUC